UCUAUUAAUUGUAUUAUACGGUAUAUGUAUUUAAGUAAUUUGUUUGUUAUCUACGAGCUUACUACAGUUUUACACAAUUCUCCAUUAGUCAUUUUGGAUGUUUUUUCCUCGGCGAAGGUUAGUCGGGUUCACACAUGAAUUUGUUUCUGUAAAAGUUAGUAAAUAUUUAAUUUAACCUUUAGGUUCAGAUAAGUUAACUAUUAUCGAAAAGAGGUCUCGUCUAUCUUAUUUGUUACAAACCACCAAAUUUAGAUUCGAUAUUUAAUAAUUAAAAUAACUAACUGGGACCGUCAAAAGAAUAAAUAAUAUAAAUAUGUACCUAUAUAUAAAAACUAAAAAUUACUAUUUUACAUAAACAUUUUAUUUAAAAACAAUAAUAACUCCAAUAAUAUUCAACAAAAAUAAAUUAUAAAAUUACUUAUAAUCGAAUAGAGCAGCACUAAUUGUAUUAUGCAACGAUAUAGAUUAUAGGUACAACAAUACACAAACAAAAAAUUAACUUCGAUUUACGAGUCACAUUUAUAACAUAUUAUAAUAUCUGUUAAAUACAACCCUAAUUAUAACACCGAUGUAUUUUAAAAGUAUGACUCGUAUGGGAAUAAUAAUAUACGUAUAUCAGCUUGUAGACCACCCUUAAUAGUAUAGUAACUAAAUACUGAGUAUAUGCUAUUAUUUUAUUUUUCAUUUUAAUCGAAUCCGAGUUCUGCAUCGACGGAUGCCUCUUCUUCGGAUUUCAUCACCAUGUAUCUCGGCAACCAGGUGCCAAGUUGUGCAUCAUACACGGGUACAGUUUCUUCGCUGAAUGCUCCUUCCGGUCCAAAAGGAUCUACUUCCGGUAGAUCGUGCCUCGAUACCCUUUUGGCGGUCGGGUCUUCCUCGUAGUCUUCACUACUCGAGCUCUGCGCCUCAGACUGGUCGUCUUGUUCCUCUACGGACUCCACCGGCUCCUCGACAACCGGAUUCUUAUGAAGUCUGUAGUUGUUGCGUCUUCUAUGUGGCCGGUAAUCAGAAUAAGCUCCUGUAGGCUCGUAAGCGGACCUGAACAACGGGGCGUAUGCAUGCGACAGGGACGACGACGCGGGUUGAUGUUGAGUACUGUUCUGGUUGGUCGACUUGGCUCCUUCAUUCAGCGGGUUAUUGUUGAACUUUUUAGUCUCGUGGUACGACUGUUUGUGUUCUUUCGGACCUCCGUCCGUAAUGUACAUGCACUCUUCGGUUUCUGACCCCUUUUCGUCCUUGCACUUGUAACAGGUCAUUUUGUCUUUUAGCGACUUUUUGCAUUUGGACCGGUCUUUGUUGCGAAAUUCGCCCAACAUCCGGCUCACCUCGCUUUCCUCGCCUGAAUCGAAAUUAAUGCUCAGAUCCUUGCCGCCGAGCAGCUUGGACUUGGUCUUCUUGAAACCUAUCUGCCCGUUGUCUAGGAACCCAAAGUCGCCGUCUUUGGACGAAAACUUGGUCGCCAACGAACUCUUCCUGUCUGAACCCAGCUCUGGAAACAACUUCUUGAAGUAAUCGUCGUAUGUUCGGUCGCUGUCCAACUGUCUCUUGUACCUGGGACUACCGUACACGUUUUGCGUUGAAUAUUCGUAGGCGUUGUUGUCAGGAUCCGACUCGUAUUCGCAAGUCUCGUACUUUCUAUUAGUCAGGUUGUCCCUGCACACGUUACAUAUAUUACCCUUCUUUUUUACCUUAGAGCACGUGGCUGACUUGAUCGGCAUGGCAGGUAUUCGGUACUCUUCACUUUCGUUUUCGGCCGCUUCGUGAUUCUCCGGAUCUUCGUUGUCACUUUCAGCCACCGCUUCUGGAUUGUAGACGUACUCCGGCUCCUCUUCCGAUUCCUCUGCUUGAUUAGCGUUUUCGUACUCGUAGUCUUCUACUUCUUCACUCUGUGGUUUUCUGUCUACGACCCUUCUCUUAAACCGAGCAGCUUUCCCCCUAGCUGGCGUCUCCUUGAUUACCUGCGUGUCUCUAUAGUAUUCUCCGGACUGUGGUUGAGAUGAGUACGAACAUUUUUCAAAUGAUCCACCCGACGCUAUAUCUUUGCACCUCAUGCAUGUCAUUUUCCUGCCAAUCACGUCAUGAUCCUCAAUAUCACUUGGCGUCAUCGAUUUUUUUAUUUUAUGGCAAAUUUGUCGUUUUCUAGUCGGCUGCCGUCUAGACUGUAAAGGCUUGGGUUCGUUUUCUUCUUCCUCUUCGUCUAAAGGUUCGGCGGGCCGUCUGGCUUUAGCUGAUCUAGGCGGGUUCCUUUCUAUUUUAGAAUACGUUUUCAACGGUAGUAUGUCCUCAUUGCGUAUUCUCAAUGGACGAAUGUUGUUCACUUGCUGUCUCAACGGUUGAGUAUCUUCUUUGUACACUCUUAACGGUCUUCUUUCCUCCACAUCAUAUGGUGAAUAGGGUAUGUUGUCGAAACUUUGUGGUUGUCUUUGCUUGAAUGUCAAACGCUGCGAUUGAGGAUUUUGGUAAUAACUAUUACCCUCGGUCACCGGUAUUUGAUGAGCUCCGUAUCCAGAAAUUUUUUUUGGUGCGAGCUUUUUUCGGGGUUGUUCAAAUCGCGGCCUUAACGAUCCGUAGUUUGGGUGAAUAGGUCUCCAACCGUUUGCGUUUUGAGGUUCUAAACUAUCGUAGUCUAAUUCAAUGGACUGUUGUUGCACAAACGAUUGUUCAUCUUCGUCAUCCCGUCGACUACCACCCCCGCCACUGCCUCCACCGCCACCACCACCAUUGCCUCCUCCACCACCACCAUCUCCGCCAUCCCCACCACCGCCAUCACCUCCAUCACCACCUCCGUCAUCGCCAUCUCCUCCAUCGUCUUGGUGUUCGGGCAGUUCAUCAUUGAAAUUGGGGUUGUAAUUUGAGGUUUGAGCGGGAAAAUAGUUGAAAGGUCUCAGUGGUUCGAAGGUUAGCAACUUUUUGGGUUGUAUAGAUUGUUCCUGAGGCAAAUCGAUUUGUUCAAAGUCAGCAGGAUCAAAAUUAAAGUCCACAUUAGUCAUAUGCGUAUCAAUAUCUUCUUGUAGUCGAGCAAAUUCAGGAUUAGGUAACUUUGCUUGUUUGGCAGAAAAAAAAGAUCCAAACUGACCAUUUGCUGAUGCUUUUGAGUCUAUCGACGAUUUAAUGGUUUCGAAAGAUUUUUGUAGCUCUAAAUCAUGCGUGUUCUCACUGGACGUUUUAAUUGAUUUUAUUGGAACAAUUAACUCGAACACCACUAAGGUUGUAACAAUAACCGCUAGGCAAAUCUGUAAAAAAUGUUUAGUGAAAAACAAUUGAUACUAACUGGUUAAUUAUAUUUGUCAUUUGUUAUCUGGAAUCCCAUGACAGAUGAACCGUUGUAUUUAAUUUUUUACAACUGCUAUUAUUAGGUAAUCAACGGACCAUUAAAAGGGGUCAAUGAAAUACACGCUUCAUCAGCUCUAUCGUAAUAAAAAGUGUAAGAUUUUUUAGACAAUUGUGUAAUAUGCGUUUAAAUCCACCUUCUAAAACAAUUCAUCGGAACAUUAAAAUUUUACAUAUUAUAAAUUAAAACUAUAGGCUAUGAUUAUUUACGCCAUCUAAGGCGCUGGAGGUCAUGUAAAUAAAUAAUAUAAUUUCCCGUGAAAUACCAAUAUUUACAUGACUAUAACGCAUUGCGCGCGUUAAAACGGUGGCUUGUUAAAAUUGGCCAUGAGCGAAAAGUUGUUUGGCGUCUCGGAAAAAUCUAAUAUCUAUAGGUCAUUUGUCCUGGACAUUUGUUUAUAAACAAUAAAUGUUUAACAUUUUUAUGACAAACAAUCUAUUGUUAUUUUACUUUAAAAAAUGAACUAACAGAAAGUAUAGCUAAUUAAAAACAAUUGUUUUCGUCGUGGAUUAAGAAAAAAAUCAAUAAUCGAAUGUUUUUUUUAUGCAUUGGAACAUGAUUGCUCGAAAAGUAUGCAUAUAGUCUACAUCACAAGUUGUCAUAGGUUAACAAAUUAUAUUUUAAAAAUGACACCAACUAGAUUAGGUAAAUACAGACUUUCUUUCUAAUCGUGUCCAGAAACAGUAUAUUAUGUAACGUAUUAAUUAGAAUUAUUAAACUCCAGAAUAUUGUAAUCUAACAAAUAGUAUUACCUGAUGCCUGACGUGCAUGGCGUUCAUGACGCUGCAAAUAAUAUUAACAGCUAUCCUCGCGGUCGACUUGACACAUGCAGACUUGGAGCAGAUACACGUUGGGUCCACAAAAUCGCUCAAUCGGUUUGGUGUCGUAGGGUAUGUAAUGAUUGUGACUAUAGUGAGCGUGGUCCUCUGCAGUUUUGUCUCGAAGGCAACGGUGUCUUGAUCGUGUGGACGCGCCUCCCACUAGGCGCUUAUUUAAUGCGCGUUUCGCAUCCAACGAACCACAUCUAAUUGUCUACCAUGAAAAUUAAACCGUUUGAUUUUACUGCCGAGUAACGUGUGCAUAAACGCCAAACACGCAACUGAGGAAAACCAAAUACAGCCAAAGUCGACCACGCGUUAGCUGUGGACACAGGAUUUACUGCAAGCAGGAAGAAGUGUUUUGUAAGUGGGUAUGUAUAAUUCAUCUUGUAUACCUGUCGUCUUGGUUCGGUAAAAACGUAUUUUGGAUCGAUCAAUAACAAUUUGUUGGUACUCGAUCAUUUCUCUUCGAUUUAACUAACAUUUACGAGUCGCCAAGCACAGCAUUGUUAGGUUAUGGGGAUAUUGGUCUUAGACACCGCUAACCGGAUAAACGACUUAUUUCCGACAAACAGCUACUAAUUGCAAUUGUAUCGAUUAAACAACUAAUUAACAUUAAAAUACUUAACAAAAUAAGUGAGCAGAAAAAUCUAAGGGAAAACUAGGUUUUGUAAAAAAAAAAAAAAACAAGACUUGAGCGAGUCGGACAAUGGUGUGACAAACAGGUACAGUGUUCGGGUUUCGGUUGAAUUAAGACUUAAGGAAUUACUUUUGUUACAACCAGUCGAGGACUGUCUAUUAAAUGAACACCCCAAGAUUUUUAACAACUACAGAAGUACAGACCACCGACGUUGGGAAAUGCGGUUUUCGCGAUGAUGCGUUUGGAUCGUUCUAUUGUAAUAUAUUAAAAUGCGCAUAAUGUUAUUUUUAACGCUACGAUACCGCAAAUUAGCCUACUUUAAAUAACAUAAUAAUUGUAAAAAUCUAACAAAUAAUGUUGCAUAACGACCUAACGAUUAUAACCGCUUCUUGAAUGAAAGGACAUCGGUCUCCAACAGUACUAACCAAACCGUAAUCAUGACUGGUCCAAUCGUACGCCACAUCCAUCAAAGGAACCAAUAGCACAAUGACCCGCUGGCAUUACUGAUAAACAAUUGCUUGAAGACACCUGUAUGAAAAUUUCUCAGAACCCUGUGGUAAUGCAGACGUGCGAUGCCCGGUUCUUAUGGCUAAUGCUAAUAGCCGCUGUCACGAAAUGCACGAACUCUGAACGAAAAUUGUCAAGUAAUGAAUAUACAUUGCAUCCGAUUUCAAUAGAUUCUUGGAUGUCGCCAUCAUCACAAUAUGAACAUUCUGACUAUGAUAAGAAAAACGCAGAAAAAUCCAGCCACAAGAAAGGUGGUAAUGAAAAAGAAAACAAAGAAAGAUAUAACAAGGGAGUAUUGUUGAAAGAAGAAAAACAAACAAAAUACGGUGAAAAUAAAGGUAAGAAAGAUAGUCAUCAUGACGGAGGGGAAGAAAGCGAUUACAAAUAUACACACGGUAAAAAGAAGAAAGGAGCAAAACACAAAAAAGGCGAAAAACACAAAAAAUUCAAAAUCAAAAAAGGAUUUCGAAAUAAACAACAUAAAGACGAAAAACAUAAAGUUAAUCAAUUUUGGGAUAAUUAUGAAACAUACGGUACGUUCAAGAAAUUCGGUAAGAAAAAAACCAAAAAGUUAGACGGCGAUAGAGAAAUUAAAAAAAAGAAAACCAGAAAAGAGAGUAAAUCGCAGAAAGAAAAUAAGAAGAAAGGUAAAACAAAGAAAAAAUCAGGAAGCAAAGGAGAGACAGGUCACCACAAAAAAAAAAAAAGCGGAUCCCAUUACAAUCAUAAGUCUGAGUAUCAUAAAGAGAAAAAAUCGAAAAAACACAAAAAUACAAAAGAUGUUAUCAAAACUCGUUAAAUGUCUCAAUAAUAAUAAGUAACUACAAUAAAUAAUUAAAUAAUUUAUGUAUUACGUAAUUUGUAAUGUGAGCACUAUAAAUAAUAAUGAUACAAAAAUAGAUAAUAUAAAGAUAAUAAUUGUUAUAUAAGUACGAUAAUAUA
Messenger RNA from Adelges cooleyi (spruce gall adelgid), 6238 nucleotides. Its product is annotated as DNA topoisomerase 1-like. NCBI's taxonomy places the organism in Eukaryota, Metazoa, Arthropoda, Insecta, Hemiptera, Adelgidae. The record is from RefSeq and is a predicted model, not a curated record. The transcript is spliced from 6 exons. The coding region runs from base 5322 to 6095 and encodes 257 amino acids.